GCCUACGGGCUGCGGUGGCGGCCGCCGCGGCACCCGGCAGGGCCAGCCAGUCGCCUCUUCCCCACUCCAGAGCCGCCGCCUGGGACAGGGCAGGGCGGGCCCGGAGCUCCUCCAUGCUGCCAGCCGCGGGGCUGCGGAGCCGGCCGGGUGGCUCCUGCGAUGGCGGCGGAAGAGGAGGCUGCGGCGGGAGGUAAAGUGUUGAGAGAGGAGAACCAGCGCAUUGCUCCUGUGGUUUCCAGCCGCGUGAGUCCAAGGUUAGGACCGACAGCUAUGGGGUCCUUCAGCUCACACAUGACCGAGUUUCCACGAAAACGCAAAGCAAGUGAUUCAGACCCAUCCCAGUCAGGAAUCAUGACAGAAAAAGUGGUGGAAAAGAUUUCUGAGAAUCCCCUUACCUAUCUUCUUUCAACAAGGAUAGAAAUAUCAGCCUCCAGUGGCAGCAGAGUGGAAGAUGGUGAACACCAAGUUAAAAUGAAGGCCUUCAGAUCCUGGCUCAGAGAGAGCACCCCUUCCUCUGCUGUACAUCCUGGAGUCAGGCGUCUCUAUCCAUCGCUGCUGUCCAUGCUGAUGGGGAACACUGUUAGAAAGAAGAGAGAAGCUCAUAGCCAAACCGAAAAGCGGAGGAGAGAUAAAAUGAAUAACCUGAUUGAAGAACUGUCUGCAAUGAUCCCUCAGUGCAACCCCAUGGCGCGUAAACUGGACAAACUUACAGUUUUAAGAAUGGCUGUUCAGCACUUGAGAUCUUUAAAAGGCAUGACACAUUCUUAUGUGGGAAAUAAUUGUAGACCAUCAUUUAUUCAGGAUAAUGAGCUCAGACAUUUAAUCCUUAAGACUGCAGAAGGCUUCUUAUUUGUGGUUGGAUGUGAAAGAGGAAAAAUUCUCUUCGUUUCUAAGUCAGUCUCCAAAAUACUUAAUUACGAUCAGGCUAGUUUGACUGGACAAAGCUUAUUUGACUUCUUGCAUCCAAAAGAUGUUGCCAAAGUAAAGGAACAACUUUCUUCUUUUGAUAUUUCACCAAGAGAAAAGCUAAUAGAUGCCAAAACUGGUUUGCAAGUUCACAGUAAUUUCCACACUGGAAGGACACAUGUUUAUUCUGGCUCAAGACGAUCUUUUUUCUGUCGGAUAAAGAGUUGUAAAAUCUCUGUCAAAGAAGAGCAUGAAUGCUUACCCAACCCAAAGAAGAAAGAGCAUAGAAAAUUCUAUACUAUCCACUGCACUGGUUACUUGAGAAGCUGGCCUCCAAAUAUUGUUGGAAUGGAAGAAGAAAGGAACAGUAAGAAAGACAACAGUAAUUUUACCUGCCUUGUGGCCAUUGGAAGAUUACAGCCAUAUAUUAUUCCACAGAACAGUGGAGAGAUUCAUGUGAAACCGACUGAAUUUAUAACCCGGUUUGCAAUGAAUGGAAAAUUCGUCUAUGUAGAUCAAAGGGCAACAGCAAUUUUAGGAUAUCUGCCUCAGGAACUUUUGGGGACUUCUUGUUAUGAAUAUUUUCAUCAAGAUGACCAUAGUAAUUUGACUGACAAGCACAAAGCAGUUCUACAGAGUAAGGAGAAAAUACUUACAGAUUCCUACAAAUUCAGAGCAAAAGAUGGCUCUUUUGUAACUUUAAAAAGCCAAUGGUUUAGUUUCACAAAUCCUUGGACGAAAGAACUGGAAUAUAUUGUAUCUGUCAACACUUUAGUUUUGGGACAUAGUGAGCCUGGAGAAGCAUCAUUUUUUCCUUGUAGCUCUCAAUCAUCAGAAGAAUCCUCUCGACAGUCUUGUAUGAGUGUACCUGGAAUGUCUGCUGGAACAGUACUUGGUGCUGGUAGUAUUGGAACAGAUAUUGCAAAUGAAAUUCUGGAUUUACAGAGGUUACAGUCUUCUUCAUACCUUGAUGAUUCGAGUCCAACAGAUUUAAUGAAAGAUACUAACACUGUGAACUGCAGGAGUAUGUCGAAUAAGGAGUUGUUUCCACCAAGUCCUUCUGAAAUGGGAGAGCUAGAGGCUACCAGGCAAAACCAGAGUACUGUUGCUGUCCACAGCCAUGAGCCACUCCUCAGUCUCCUGCUGCCAGCACAAGAGGCUGUGAAGGUGAAGAGGAUACAGAUUUGAGAUUAGUAUUACAGAAGUAGAAUGGCAAGAACUUGAGGACCAAUUGCAUAUGGGAAAUGUUGAAGCAAAAGCUGUGAAUAAUGACUCAAGUUUCUGGCCCCAGGGUCUGGAUUGCAGUGCUGUUCAAGAGGUAAGAGUUACACGAGGAGAGACAACUUUGGGGUAGAAGAUGCAUCAGUUCUACACAAGUUGUGUUCAUCCAGGUGAUGUCUAGUAGAUAGUUGGAUAUGUGAGUAUGGAGGAUGGGAGACAGAUCUGAGAUGAGCAGCACACUGAAGCUUUUGAGCCCCAGUUUCUUCAUUUGUAAAGUAGACUUCAUUUGUAAAUACCCUUGCAGAGCUUUAGUGAGGAUUAAAUGAGCUUACAUAAAGUACUUAUCACGUUGACAGUAAUUUUAAUAAUCAUUAUAUAUAUAUUAUAUGUAAUAUAUAUUUUAUAUAUAUAAGCUCUACAGUAUGAUAAUAAAUGUUGGAAAUUAGUGUUAUAGAGAUGCUUCAUUAAGUUAGUAAAAAUUCCUGAGACUAUAUAGCAAACAAAUAUAUAAGUGGUAUAACAGCAGUUUAAGCCUUGCAAAAGUUUAACCCAAAUAACAGUAGAAAUUCAUAACCAAUGGGAAAGCGUUAAGUACCUAGAGAACCCAACUGAGGUAGGGUGUUUGGGAAGACGUAUGUCUACAGCACAAAGAGAUAAACAAUUUUGUUUGCUAAGGGGGACAUCUAUAAGGCAUUUUAAAAGAAAGUUCAAAUUGUUCUUAAUAAAUGACACCAUUUGUUUCCAUUUAAGCACUUACUUAUCCUGUGCUAUGCUCUUAGAGACAAUUGAAAACGCCACAGUCCCUGCUCUUAAGAGACCACAGUUUAGUACAAAGACAGUGGAAAGCAGUAACUAUAGAAUAUGAUAGCUGCUACUUUAAAGGGAUAUGCGGAGUGCUAAUAGAGUAUGGGAAGGUCAGGCUUUAACUUUGCUUGUAAAGUCGUCAAAAUAUGUUACACUUUUGCAGUUUUUUCCUAUUUAUCCAGACCAAUGGUUCUCACAUUUAGUUGCGUCAGAAUUACCUGGAGGACUUGUUAAAACACAGAUUAUGGAUCCCCUUACGCCCAUAAUUUCCGAUUCAGUUGGUCUGACUUGGAGCUUGCGAUUUUGCAUUUCCAAUAGGUUGCCAGGUGAUCCUGAGGUAUCUUGGCCUGGGGACCACACUUUGAGAACCGCUGAUCAUGCCAUUCACAAACAACAAAUGGACGUGUCCACAGACCUCUUAUUCCAGGGCUCUUCUGAGGAAAGUGGAGUAGGGAACAGAGGGCCUCAGGGUGGACAGAACAUACUGCUUAUUUUGCCUUCCCUUUAUAACAUUUUAAUUCUGAUUAAAUACAUUAAAAUGAACUUUAAAGGCAUCCUUGAAGGGGAAAAGACAUCAGAAAUAGCCAAAAGCCAGACUGCCUGGGGCCAGAGGGAGGAAGGGGUUAUCUGCAGAAGGGACAAUAGAACCUCUUGUAAUUCAUGCUGGUUGACUCCCUAGAAUUGGUGUAGGUAUUGCAACCACACAACGGGCUCUUCUUGCCUGCUGCCCAGAUAGAACCAAUUUAUCAAGAUGGGGAAAUUGCAAUUGUUGGGGUCCACGUGUUUCCUAAACAAAGGAAUGAACA
Molecule: messenger RNA, 3737 nt
Organism: Cercocebus atys (sooty mangabey)
Lineage: Eukaryota; Metazoa; Chordata; Mammalia; Primates; Cercopithecidae
Gene: BMAL2
Product: aryl hydrocarbon receptor nuclear translocator-like 2
Exons: 18
Coding region: 160-2094 (644 amino acids)
Biological process (GO): regulation of transcription by RNA polymerase II
Cellular component (GO): transcription regulator complex; cytoplasm; aryl hydrocarbon receptor complex
Molecular function (GO): protein dimerization activity; DNA-binding transcription factor activity, RNA polymerase II-specific; RNA polymerase II cis-regulatory region sequence-specific DNA binding
Source: RefSeq, a predicted model, not a curated record